This is a messenger RNA of Pisolithus orientalis, 252 nucleotides long. RefSeq lists its product as uncharacterized. The transcript has a single exon. The record is from RefSeq and is a predicted model, not a curated record. NCBI's taxonomy places the organism in Eukaryota, Fungi, Basidiomycota, Agaricomycetes, Boletales, Pisolithaceae. The annotation marks the transcript as partial.
CUUUUAUUCCGAGACCUUGUCAUUUUUGUUGCCCAGCUUCAAUGCAAGCUGCUUGACAUUUACACUUUGCUCAAAUACAUUGAGAUCCUCUACCCACUUCUUUUGUCUCCCCACUCAAAACUUGUAUGCACAAACCCCACCUGGAUGGGGUGCUUCACAAAGGAUACUGCCACUUGCAAAGCACUAUAUUUCACUGAGGUGCCAGUCUGGCUCAUGUGUACCAAUGCAUACAUCUCCCCUGAUAUGAAUAUC